AUGGAGACAAAAAAUCAAAGUGAGUUUGUAUUGAAGGAGCUCCACUCACUAGCGUAUAAUUCAAACUUCAUUGUACCUCCACAUGGGCAUGGAGGCGGAGGCCUAGCUCUUUUCUGGAACGAGAAGGUGAAAGUGGAGAUCCUAUCUUCCUGUGACAACUUCAUAGACACGCACAUCACCUAUAAAAGAAGUUUUAUGCUACUUUCACCUAUGGCGAACCAGACCACACAAAGAGAAGAGAAAUAUGGGAAAAGAUCUCUGACCUGGGGGAAACAAGAGACAGUCCCUGACCACACAAAGAGAAGAGAAAUAUGGGAAAAGAUCUCUGACCUGGGGGAAACAAGAGACAGUCCCUGGUUCCUCACGGGAGAUUGUAAUGAAAUCUUAGCGAACACAGAGAAACAAGGAGGCCCAAGACGGUCAGAAGCAUCUUUUGGAGACUUCAGAGAGUUCCUGUCCAAGAAUGACCUGUAUGACAUUCAACACACAGGAAAUUCUCUGUCUUGGAGAGGCACAAGGAAUACACACCUAAUCCACAGCCGGCUAGACAGAGCCCUCUCAAAUAGUGCUUGGACUGAGGUGUAUCCGACGGGAAGAAGCAUCUACCUACCGUUCGAGGCAUCUGAUCACAGACCAAUCAUCACUUUCUUUGAACCAGUGCUGCAAAAGAAACGAGGUCUAUUCAGAUAUGAUCGGAGAAUGAAAAGCAAUGAGAUAAUCAAAAAGCUAGUAGCAAAAGCCUGGAAGCAUAACCCGGAGGCAACAGUGGAGCAAAGAAUCUCGAGGUGCAGAAAAGAAAUAGCUAUGUGGAAUAGACAAUACCAUCAAAACAGCAAGAGAGCUAUUGAGGAGAAAAAACAGCAGCUAGAAGAAGCCAUGUCAGCACGCAUAGCGGAUGAGAACAGAAUCCAGAGCAUAAACGCACUCCUAAGGGCAGCCUAUAAAGAGGAAGAAAGCUACUGGAAACAGAGAAGUAGACAUAUAUGGCUCGCCCUAGGAGAUAAAAACUCAGGCUACUUCCAUGCGGCCACAAGAGACAGAAAAAGAAUCAAUUCUAUCACGAUGCUGGAAGAUGAGAGUGGAAAUACCUGGUACGAAGAGAACCAAAUCGUUGGGGUCAUCUCGAAAUACUAUUCAGAGCUUUUCACGUCGCAUGAACGAGAUAGAGCAACAAUGGUGAAUACCAUUCUGGAACCUCGGGUAUCAGAUGAAGAAAACAAGACGUUGACGGCAGAGCCAACAAAGGAAGAAGUGAAGAACGCUCUCUUUGCCAUACAUCCGGAUAAGGCCCCGGGACCUGAUGGGUUCUCAGCUAGUUUAUUUCAGUCCAACUGGGAAGUGGUGGGGGAUGCAAUAACCACAGAAGUUAAGGCUUUCUUCAUGACUGGAGAGCUACCUGAAGGAAUCAACGACACACAUAUUAGAUUGAUCCCAAAAAUCACAAGUCCUAUAGGAGUGGCGGAUUAUCGUCCUAUAGCUCUCUGUAACGUUUAUUACAAGAUAAUCUCGAAAAUGCUUACCCUACGUCUCAAACCAAUCCUGAAUGGACUCAUCGCUGAAAACCAAUCAGCCUUUGUACCUGGACGAGCCAUCUCUGAUAAUGUGCUGAUCACCCACAAGCAUAUAUGGUUAGCAACGGAAUCAGGAGACUAUACAUCCAAAACCGGCUACCAUAUAGCUCGUGAAGCGCAGGAACAAGCAAAUACAACUCCAGUUACAGAUGAGGGGUUAAUCAACUGGAAUAGAGAUGUUUGGAAUGCUCAUACCUCACAAAAACUGAAGGUCUUCUUAUGGAAACUGAGCAGUGGAGCCUUAGCCUUGGGAGACAACCUUCUCAGCCGUGGUUUAGAGAUAAACGCUGAAGAGGUCCCGAUAACGAAUUUAUCAACAAAUAUCGAGGAGGAGUCGUUCACGGAGGUGAUCCAAGCGGCGAGAAAUUGGAUCUGCCUCCCUCCAAUAGGCACUACCGGAGGUACGCUCUUCCCGUGGAUCUGCUGGUUCCUGUGGCUCACCCGUAACAACCAUAUCUUCGAUGAGAAAGGCUUCACGCGGGACACAAUCUCAAAAGCGAUCGCCAAAGCUCGAGAAUGGGAAAUAGCCCAGAUCGCGCCACCGCAAAAGGAAAAGACAGGAAAAGCUAGGGAUGCAGGUCCCCCUAAUCCUCAGACGAUCGUAUGUUUCGUCGAUGCAGCUUGGAGACCAGAGAACCAAGCAGCGGGAUAUGGUUGGGUCUUCAAAUCCGGAAAGGACGAGUUUCUGAAGGAGGGCUGUAAGGCGGAAGCUCCGGUCAGAUCCCCACUUGCAGCGGAAGCACUGGCUUUACGAGAAGCUCUCCUGGAAGCAAGAUCACGAGGUUGGACAGACCUCUGCAUCAAAUCUGACUCCCAAACGCUCGUUCGAGCAAUCCGAUCAAACGACAACGUAGCUGAAAUCUAUGGAGUCGUUCAAGACAUCCAUCUCCUGGCUACUUCCUUUGUCAAGAUCUCAGUCGAAUUCACGCCUAGAUCCCAGAGUCAACAGGCCGAUUCGAUCGCAAAAUUAGCUCUAUCUCUGUUUGUCCCGUUUACUUCGUUUGUAUCGCGGAACAAUUAA
Messenger RNA from Microthlaspi erraticum, 2592 nucleotides. Lineage: Eukaryota; Viridiplantae; Streptophyta; Magnoliopsida; Brassicales; Brassicaceae. The record is from the annotation of a GenBank genome assembly.